GCGGCGGCGGCGGCGGAGGUGUUGGCGGCUCUCGGCGGCCGGAGCCGGAUUCUGUAGCCGGGGUGUGGGCCCGCGUCAGUCCGUCCCUCCUUCGGCCCCCUCUCUUGUCUUCCGGAGUGUGGCUGGCGGAGCCCGGAUGGCGGAGCGAGGCCUGGAGCCCACGCCGGCCGCUGCGGCGGCGUUGCCGCCCGAGGUGCGGGCGCAGCUGGCAGAGCUGGAGCUGGAGCUCUCGGAGGGGGACAUCACCCAGAAGGGAUAUGAAAAGAAAAGGUCAAAACUCCUCUCACCUUACAUCCCACAGACACAAGAAACUGAUUCAGCAGUACAGAAAGAACAUAGAAACCAGACACCUGCUUCAUCUGCAGCUCAGACUUCCGCUCCUUCUAAGUACCACCGAACUCGAUCUGGGGGAGCCAGGGAUGAGCGAUAUCGAUCAGAUAUCCACACGGAAGCAGUUCAAGCUGCACUGGCAAAGCAUAAAGAACAGAAAAUGGCUUUGCCCAUGCCAACCAAGAGGCGGUCCACGUUUGUGCAGUCUCCUGCAGAUGCCUGCACACCUCCUGACACGUCUUCGGCCUCUGAGGAUGAGGGCUCUCUGAGACGCCAAGCUGCGCUCUCUGCUGCCUUGCAACAGAGUUUACAGAAUGCUGAGUCCUGGAUCAACCGUUCAAUUCAGGGAUCGUCCACUUCUUCAUCCGCAUCUUCUACGCUGUCCCAUGGAGAGGUCAAAGGAACCAGUGGGUCUCUAGCUGAUGUAUUUGCCAGUACUCGAAUAGAGAAUUUCUCUGCUCCCCCUGACGUCACUACAACUACCUCUUCUUCAUCGUCAUCUUCCUCAGUACGCCCAGCAAAUAUUGACCUGCCCCCCUCGGGGAUAGUAAAAGGCAUGCACAAAGGAUCCAACAGGUCCAGCCUUAUGGAUACAGCCGACGGUGUUCCUGUCAAUAGCAGAGUAUCCACAAAAAUCCAGCAACUUCUCAACACUCUAAAACGACCCAAAAGGCCUCCCUUAAAAGAAUUUUUUGUGGAUGACUCUGAAGAAAUUGUGGAAGGUAUACCUCAGCCAGACCCCAAUCAGCCCAAGCCUGAGGGACGGCAGAUGACACCUGUGAAGGGAGAGCCACUGGGAGUCAUCUGUAACUGGCCUCCUGCUCUUGAGUCUGCCCUGCAGCGCUGGGGCACCACUCAAGCAAAAUGCCCCUGUCUGACAGCACUGGAUGUGACAGGAAAACCAGUUUACACUCUUACCUAUGGAAAGUUGUGGAGCAGAAGUUUAAAGUUGGCCUACACACUGCUUAAUAAACUGGGAACCAAAAAUGAGCCUGUGUUAAAACCUGGAGACAGGGUAGCCCUGGUUUACCCCAACAAUGAUCCAGUCAUGUUUAUGGUGGCUUUUUAUGGGUGUCUCCUGGCAGAAGUGAUUCCAGUGCCUAUAGAGGUACCUCUUACCAGAAAGGACGCUGGAGGGCAGCAGAUUGGCUUCUUGCUGGGAAGCUGUGGCAUUGCCUUAGCUCUUACCAGUGAGGUUUGUCUAAAGGGGCUGCCAAAAACCCAGAAUGGGGAAAUUGUACAGUUCAAAGGUUGGCCCCGGCUCAAAUGGGUUGUAACAGAUUCCAAGUAUCUUUCCAAGCCACCCAAAGACUGGCAGCCUCACACCCCGCCUGCCGGGGUGGAGCCGGCGUACAUUGAGUAUAAAACAAGCAAAGAAGGAAGUGUAAUGGGAGUUACAGUGUCCCGCCUUGCAAUGUUGUCUCACUGCCAAGCUCUGUCCCAGGCCUGCAAUUAUUCUGAAGGGGAAACAGUAGUAAAUGUGUUAGAUUUUAAGAAGGAUGCUGGGCUGUGGCAUGGCAUGUUCGCGAAUGUGAUGAAUAAGAUGCAUACGAUUAGCGUACCCUACUCUGUUAUGAAGACGUGUCCUCUCUCUUGGGUCCAAAGAGUACAUGCCCACAAAGCCAAGGUAGCUUUAGUAAAAUGUCGAGACUUGCACUGGGCUAUGAUGGCACAUCGAGACCAAAGAGAUGUGAGCUUGAGUUCCCUCCGUAUGCUAAUUGUGACAGAUGGUGCUAAUCCCUGGUCUGUGUCAUCCUGUGAUGCCUUCUUGAGUCUGUUCCAAAGCCAUGGACUGAAACCUGAGGCCAUCUGUCCAUGUGCUACUUCUGCUGAAGCCAUGACUGUGGCAAUCCGCAGACCUGGAGUUCCAGGGGCCCCUCUGCCAGGAAGAGCCAUUCUCUCAAUGAAUGGAUUGAGCUAUGGGGUAAUACGGGUCAAUACUGAAGAUAAAAAUUCAGCGCUGACAGUCCAGGAUGUGGGGCAUGUAAUGCCCGGUGGGAUGAUGUGCAUUGUGAAACCUGAUGGACCUCCCCACCUCUGCAAAACAGAUGAAAUUGGAGAAAUCUGUGUCAGCUCCAGAGCAGGAGGCAUGAUGUACUUUGGGCUUACUGGUGUGACAAAAAAUACAUUUGAGGUAAUUCCCGUGAAUUCCGCAGGCUCUCCUGUUGGGGAUGUGCCCUUCAUCCGGUCAGGAUUGCUGGGCUUUGUGGGGCCAGGAAGUUUGGUGUUCGUGGUUGGAAAAAUGGAUGGGUUACUGAUGGUUAGUGGUCGAAGACAUAAUGCCGACGACAUUGUUGCCACUGGAUUGGCUGUUGAAUCGAUAAAGACUGUUUAUAGAGGAAGAAUUGCUGUGUUUUCUGUGUCUGUGUUUUAUGAUGAGCGCAUUGUGGUGGUUGCGGAACAAAGACCCGAUGCCUCAGAGGAAGACAGUUUCCAAUGGAUGAGCCGUGUGCUGCAGGCAAUUGAUAGCAUUCAUCAGGUUGGGGUUUAUUGCCUUGCUUUGGUGCCUGCCAAUACAUUGCCAAAAACUCCACUAGGAGGGAUCCACAUAUCUCAGACAAAACAGCUCUUUCUGGAGGGAUCGCUGCAUCCUUGCAAUAUCCUCAUGUGCCCACAUACAUGCGUGACCAACUUGCCAAAACCCCGGCAAAAGCAACCAGGUGUGGGCCCUGCUUCUGUGAUGGUUGGGAAUCUGGUUGCUGGAAAACGCAUAGCACAAGCUGCAGGAAGGGAUCUUGGACAAAUUGAAGAGAAUGAUUUAGUGAGGAAGCACCAGUUUCUGGCAGAGAUUUUACAGUGGCGAGCCCAGGCAACUCCUGACCAUGUACUCUUCAUGCUGUUGAAUGCCAAGGGAACUACAGUGUGCACAGCCAGUUGCCUUCAGCUUCACAAGCGAGCAGAGAGGAUCGCAUCAGUCCUUGGUGAUAAGGGACAUCUGAAUGCGGGAGACAACGUGGUGUUGCUCUACCCACCUGGCAUCGAGUUAAUCGCUGCGUUCUAUGGCUGCCUGUAUGCGGGGUGCAUACCUGUGACCGUCCGGCCUCCUCAUGCUCAGAACCUCACUGCCACAUUGCCCACUGUCCGCAUGAUUGUUGACGUGAGCAAAGCAGCCUGCAUUCUCACCACACAGACCUUAAUGAGGUUACUGAGGUCCCGAGAGGCAGCAGCAGCUGUGGAUGUGAAAACCUGGCCAACCAUCAUUGAUACAGAUGAUUUACCCAGGAAAAGGUUACCUCAGCUUUAUAAACCACCCACUCCGGAGAUGUUGGCGUACCUUGAUUUCAGUGUCUCCACAACUGGCAUGCUUACAGGAGUGAAGAUGUCCCAUUCCGCGGUCAAUGCUCUGUGUAGAGCCAUCAAGCUCCAGUGUGAGUUGUAUUCUUCUCGGCAGAUCGCCAUCUGCCUUGACCCUUACUGUGGACUUGGCUUUGCACUCUGGUGUCUCUGCAGCGUCUAUUCAGGCCACCAGUCCGUCUUAAUUCCUCCUAUGGAGUUAGAAAACAACCUUUUCCUCUGGCUGUCCACCGUCAACCAGUACAAAAUAAGAGAUACUUUCUGCUCCUAUUCAGUAAUGGAGCUCUGCACCAAAGGGCUUGGAAACCAAGUGGAGGUGCUAAAGACCAGAGGGAUCAACCUGUCCUGCAUCCGGACGUGUGUGGUGGUGGCUGAGGAGCGGCCCCGCAUUGCCCUCCAGCAGUCCUUCUCCAAGCUCUUUAAAGACAUUGGUCUGUCCCCUCGGGCCGUCAGCACCACUUUUGGAUCUAGAGUCAAUGUAGCAGUAUGUUUACAGGGAACCUCAGGGCCUGAUCCAACUACUGUGUAUGUAGAUCUGAAGUCAUUACGACAUGACAGGGUCCGUCUCGUGGAACGGGGUGCCCCGCAGAGCUUGCUCCUCUCAGAGUCUGGAAAGAUUUUACCUGGAGUGAAAGUGGUUAUUGUUAAUCCUGAGACUAAAGGGCCUGUUGGAGACUCUCAUCUUGGAGAGAUUUGGGUGAACAGUCCCCAUACAGCCAGUGGCUAUUACACCAUCUACGAUAGCGAGACGCUUCAAGCUGAUCAUUUCAACACUCGCCUCAGCUUUGGGGAUGCAGCUCAGACACUCUGGGCUCGGACAGGAUACCUUGGUUUUGUCCGCCGGACUGAACUUACAGCGGCCACUGGAGAACGGCAUGAUGCAUUAUAUGUGGUGGGAGCACUGGACGAAACAUUGGAGCUGCGAGGAUUACGAUACCACCCGAUCGAUAUCGAGACCUCAGUGUCUCGGAUCCACAGGAGCAUUGCUGAAUGUGCUGUGUUCACGUGGACCAACUUGCUUGUUGUGGUGGUGGAACUGUGUGGCUCUGAACAGGAAGCCCUAGAUCUGGUUCCCUUGGUGACAAACGUGGUCCUGGAAGAGCAUUACCUCAUUGUUGGCGUUGUGGUGGUGGUGGACCCAGGUGUCAUCCCCAUCAACUCCAGGGGAGAGAAGCAGAGGAUGCACCUCCGUGACAGCUUUCUAGCUGACCAGUUAGACCCCAUCUAUGUGGCUUAUAACAUGUAACCAGUGGGGAUUCCGGGGGGCCAAGCUGAAAAACCGCAAGGACCAAAGACCGGUAUCUAGGAACAAGCUUUCAGAUGAUGAGAAAUAAACUGGGAUGGCUACAUUAUAUCCUUCAUCUCAUCCUGUGGGAUUCUGCAGUCCCAAGGCACACAGGAAAGGGGAUUGCUGUGGUGGCAAAUGGAAAAAAUGUUAACAGUCUAUUAGUCAUGAGCUUUGGCAUAGUGUGAACAGCACUGUUACUAAAGCAAUUACGUGCAUGUUGCAUUUUUUCAUCUGUUGUAUAUAUGUGUAUUUUUAUCUAAUGCUGUUUUAGAUUUUUCUAAGGGAGUUUAAUGAAUUCACAUGAAGCAGGUAGUCUGAGUCACACAGUUCCCCGCUCUUACUGUAUCUUGCCAUUUUACCAGAGCUAGACAUUCUGCAGGUUUUGUUAACAUGUAACUACCCAGCUUUCAGUUGACCCAUAAACAAAUCAGAUAACCCACUGAAUGAGAAUUACUUUAUAUACCUAAUUAUUGACUGUAAAACAUUUUGACCAGUGUUUUAAACAUGUAAAUAAGAAAACACAUAAUCCAGCUAAAAAGUUGAAGAAUUGGCUCGUAUAGUUAUAACAACUAAAGCAGAAAUGUUUAUACUUUGAGAGAAUUUCAGUAUUCUCUUGCUGUGUUAUAACUGAAUAGGUAACUAGAAAGUGCAAAUUGUUUGCAGGUUUCGCUGCACAUUGUACUAUGUCUCUGUUGGCGGGUGUAUUUUAUAAACUAAAGCUGCCUUUGUUUGUUUUUGAAGCUUGCAUUCCCAGAAUCAGCUUAAGCUUUUAAGAAUUCAACCUAUUUCUACAAGUUGAAAACCUCACUUUAAAAAUCAAAAUGUUAUGAAAAAGCUAAGAUUCGUUAGAUCCCACCCUAUUCUGCAGUAAUAAUUCACUCUGGCCCCCAGUGUUGAAACUGUCUUUCAAAUUUAGAGUGACUUUGUAAGAAUUUAGGAUUUCCUCUUUUUCCAGGCCCAUUGUAAACUGCGUCUACAGUUUAUACAUAUAGCUUCUCUUUUCUGGAAACUGAAGAGCGCCCUGUUAUUCCAGUUCAUGGGGUCAGGGAUUUUAGGAACAAGAAUGACAGGCUGGGAAGGCAGUGAGAUCAACAGUCACAUGAAACCGUAAGGCCACAUAACUAUAUAUCUCAAAUCUGACCAAUUUGAUUUGCCAAAAUAGCCAGGCUUAUGCUGAAAAAGGGGAAGUCUGAUAUAUGCAAGAAACUCUUUUGAAAUAACUGGUGCCCAGGCCAAGCAGACUGAGCCUGGGAGUGAGUUUGGUCUCUGGCUCGGUUUCCUUUCUUUGGUCUGAUGAUGCUUCAUGUAUUUGAAUAUAGUUGAAUUUUAUUAUUUUUUUCUUACAGAAAUAUUUUUUAAAAUUAAAAAAAAACUCAAAAUGAACAGAGUUAACUUGUUAAAUCAGAAUGGUUCUCUUUGACCCACUCUGGUCUAAUGUGUAAAUAUUUAUUUAGACUAUUUUAAUAAAACAUAUUAUUUACCCCACUGUAACAUCAUGUAAACUAAAUAUGUUUUUAAACAAUUUUUAAGACUUGUAAUUACCCUGAAAAUAAGGUUUAUAAUGCAAAGACCAGACCCUUCACCAUGGCAGCACUCUUGGGGGCUGCCUUUACACAGUCUUGUGACUCAAAGCCACUUUAUUGACUCCCUUUUACAUAAUCCUCCUUUCUUCCAACUCAUUCUCCACAGAGGGAAAAACCUCAAGGCAUUUUCCAGUUCCAGAUCUCUUUUUCAACAUUUUGGAUGAAAUUAAUGUACAUGCGAUAGGAGAGGUUCUAGGAUAUAAAGAAAGCCAGCACUUAAUACUGGGGCAAGAAAUCCCAGUGACUGCAGUGGUUUAGUUUGCAGAGAAAACAGCCUGUUUCUUUGGAAAGUAAUUUUCUUAAAACAAUUUUAAUGAUUCACUAAACAGGACAAGGAGUCCUGAGAGUUAAAUUGGACUAUCUCCAUUAUCAUAAGUUGUAAGAAGAAAAUAUUGGCAGAGGUUAUCCUAUUGCUUUGAUAAUUCUCACUAUACAAGUUAGGGUGUCUACUAGAUAUACAAUAUGAGCCACAUCUGUCUUUCGAAAUAUCAUAGUAAUUUUAAAAGUAAAAAGAAACAGGUUUAAUUAAUUUUAAUAUGUUUAUUGAACCCAGUGUAUCAAAAAUACUGUUUCAAUAUGGAAUCAAUAUAAGAAUUACUGAGGUAUUUUACUUUCUUUUCUUCAUAUUAAGUAUUUGAAAUCCAGUGUUUAUUAAGCAUAUCUCAGUUUAGACUAGCUGUAUUUCAAGUUUUCAGUAGCCACACGUGGCCAGUAGCUAUGAUAUUGGACAGUGUACAUCCUAUACUCAUUCCUUCAAAUAAAAUAUUCCAUUAAUCUCAGAGUGUGGCCAAUUCCCAGAUACUUAGGGGCUGAUUAUCUAGUUCUGUAGUUCCCCAAGCCUCUGAUUUAUCCUUAGUAUUUGCUUUCUGCCUUGUGGCUGCUUUAUUCAUCUUUUGCAUAUCACCCAAGACAAGAAUAUACUAGUACAAGAAAGCUGAGCUGUGUCUUUGGAGAACUUCAUCAGUAACUCUGGUAAAGUAUUCACUGACAGGGGAAGAGUCUAGUCAUUCACUUAGCAGUGUUGGUGAGGUCAGCUGCAGACUGAAUCACUAGUCUGUUGUAGACUUGGAUUAGAAAAUUUUCUCUUGAUGACACAAUGCUUUUGCUCUUUUCACAUUAAGUAGAACCUUUGUGGUAGAACCAAUUCUUAAGACAGGCCAAAGGGCCAUUAUUGAUAGGAACAGCCUUGCCAAAAUUCUGGAAACCUUCUGUCUGGGUUUUUAUGCCUGUGAAAAAGAAAACAACUUAAUAGCAAGCCCCCAUUUCAGUUAAGAGAAAUUUGUUCAUCUGAAAGUUUUUUGACUUCCUCCUGUCUCUCAGCAGAAAUAAUUGAGGUAGAUAAGGAAGGAGCUGCCUCUGGAAAAUUCCUAGGCCCUGAGGAUUUUUUAGAGUUGCAUAAAUGCCAUCUCCGGCAUCAGUGUCACCCUGGGAAUGACCAGUUUGCUAAUUUAGGGUAUCAGUGAAUCCCCAGUCUUUACUCACUUCCUGCCUCAUAAAGGGCCUGGGUUCCCCCAGGACCAAGUCCUUUCCUCCCAAAGUUGUGCUGCCUCGAGCUGUUUAGGGACCAUGGCCUGUCUAUUGAUCAUAUGAAUGCAUCUCCUUUAACCCUGGGCAAUGCUUGCUUAAUGCUUUUGUUGAAUCAACAAAGGGCUUGAGGCCUUAGGGUUUUUUUGUUAAGGUCUCUGCCCCAGGCAUGGUGCUCAAUAUCUUGUCCGAGUAAGUUACUUUCCUUGAAUAUCCAGGAAUCUUUUAGACUAAAGCAAUGAGGAGUUAUCACCUCACCCCUCAAACUCCAACAUGGUCUAUGCCUUAGUGUUAUUUUUGUUGUCUGCUUUGAUGUUAAAAGCAAGAGUAUCUGCAGCAAGAAGCUGUAGUACUCCAGAUAGACAGUAGGCCUUUUCUUUAUCAUCCAUACAACAUUUCUGGUUUAGGUAUAUGUAGCUGGGCCAUGUUAUUUGUCCAGAGGAAGGGAGUGUAAAGAUACAAGAGUAAUUUUUUAGUUCUAAAUACUGUUUUGUUUACUUUCUGUCAAGAUACUUACCAGUGUCAAAUUCAAACUACAGUACUGUGUAAUUAUGUAUAAAGUUUUUUUUUUUAUUUAUUUGAAAUUAGACUAGAUAUACAUUUUUAAAUUUAACAUCUGGCUGGACAGUGUUCUAUUAACUCAUUGAAUGUGUUUCCUUUGUCUUGUGUUAAUAAAUAUUGAUGCCUGA
Molecule: messenger RNA, 8708 nt
Organism: Manis pentadactyla (Chinese pangolin)
Lineage: Eukaryota; Metazoa; Chordata; Mammalia; Pholidota; Manidae
Gene: DIP2B
Product: disco interacting protein 2 homolog B
Exons: 38
Coding region: 137-4870 (1577 amino acids)
Source: RefSeq, a predicted model, not a curated record